Molecule: messenger RNA, 2860 nt
Organism: Candoia aspera
Lineage: Eukaryota; Metazoa; Chordata; Lepidosauria; Squamata; Candoiidae
Gene: PMPCB
Product: peptidase, mitochondrial processing subunit beta
Exons: 13
Coding region: 39-1508 (489 amino acids)
Cellular component (GO): mitochondrion
Molecular function (GO): metalloendopeptidase activity; metal ion binding
Source: RefSeq, a predicted model, not a curated record
CUCCGAAGUUAGCCGAUUCCUCAGCUUUGGGAGCUAAGAUGGCGGCGGCUGUAACUGUGGCUUGCCGAGCGGGCCGGCGGCUUCUCUGGGCCCGGCCGGGACACCUAAGCGCGCGGUGCUCAACCCCCGGACAGCGGGCUCUCCAUCUUGGGAGAAGCAGAUACAGAGCUACCAAGGUAGCACCCCAGAUCGUCCUGAAUGUUCCUGAAACAAAAAUCUCAACUCUGGAAAAUGGCCUGAGAGUUGCUUCUGAAGAUUCUGGACUUACAACAUGUACAGUGGGACUUUGGAUUGAUGCUGGAAGCCGAUAUGAGAAUGAGAAAAACAAUGGGACAGCUCAUUUCCUGGAGCAUAUGGCUUUUAAGGGAACCAGAAAAAGGUCUCAACUGGAUCUGGAGCUAGAGAUUGAGAACAUGGGCGCUCACCUUAACGCUUAUACCUCAAGAGAACAAACUGUGUAUUACGCAAAAGCUUUCUCAAAAGACUUGCCGACCGCGGUGGAAAUUCUUGCUGACAUCAUACAGAACAGCACCCUGGGGGAGGCUGAGAUUGAGCGGGAGCGAGGCGUGAUCCUUCGAGAAAUGCAGGAAGUCGAGACCAACUUACAGGAAGUGGUCUUUGAUUAUCUUCAUGCCACAGCUUACCAAAAUACAGCACUGGGACGGACUAUUUUAGGACCCACUGAAAACAUUAAGUCCAUUAACCGCAACGAUUUGGUGGAAUACAUAACGACGCAUUACAAAGGACCCAGAAUUGUCCUUGCGGCUGCUGGAGGAGUUACCCACGAGGAGUUGCUCGACCUGGCGAAAUACCAUUUUGGCAACUUGCCGUCCAUUGAGAAAGAAGGCGCUCCGGUUCUGCCCCCGUGCCCGUUCACCGGCAGUGAAAUCCGAGUGCGAGAUGACAAAAUGCCUUUAGCGCAUCUGGCAAUUGCUGUGGAAGCAGCUGGCUGGUGCCACCCAGAUACCAUUCCUCUGAUGGUGGCAAACACACUGAUUGGCAACUGGGACCGUUCUUUUGGCGGUGGACUGAAUCUGUCCAGUAAGCUUGCUCAAGCGGCAUGUCACGGCAAUCUUUGUCAUAGCUUCCAGUCUUUCAACACCUGUUACACCGAUACUGGACUGUGGGGCCUUUACAUGGUUUGUGAAGGAACCACCAUAGAGGACAUGAUGUGCUUUGUUCAAAGGGAAUGGAUGCGUCUGUGCACUAGUGUUACCGAAAGUGAAGUCGUGCGUGCUAAGAAUCUUCUGAAGACCAACAUGCUGUUGCAGCUAGAUGGUUCCACUCCCAUCUGUGAAGACAUUGGACGACAAAUGUUGUGCUACAAUCGCCGAAUCCCAAUUCCUGAACUUGAAGCAAGAAUUGAGGCAGUAGAUGCUCGGACAAUUAAGGAUGUGUGUACAAAGUACAUCUAUAAUAAGCAUCCUGCAGUUGCAGCUGUGGGGCCACUCGAACAGCUCCCCGAUUAUGACAGACUCUGUAGCGGCACGUGUUGGCUUCAGGAUUGAUAGUCCCGUUGAGCUCUCUUGGAGAUUUGACACCUGAGAGAUUUGUGACAACAGUUAAACUUUCAAGACUGGACGGGUGAUAAUUUUUCCCCUUCCACCAAAUGGCAGGCUUUUAAAAAAGUCACCCUGACACCGCUUGGCUUUUCCAGAACCGACAUUCCUGCCUUAAUAAUCUGUCAAAUCGAACCGGCAAUGCAAACAAACGGCGGCUUCAAAGAACUGCAGGACUAUUUAGAAAAAAAAUAAUAAUAAAGCAUAUUCUGUAUUUGUAUUUUUAUUACAAAACAAAAACACACUAGGAUUGUCACAGGGAAUCUCAUUUCUUAGUUUUAGCAGCAUUCACUACUUGCUCUUGGGCAGCUUUCUUUGCUUUGACCAUUUCAACAAGCUCCUAGAGAGAGAGAGAGAGACAGAGAGUUUGUUCACUUCUAUUUUUAUCCAAUAGAGUCUCUUCAGCAGGUUUAUUUCUGGAGCAACUGAAAAGAUUAUCUACCCUUGGCAACGUGAUACCACUUGAGCACUGCAAGUGAGUAGCAACAUUUAACAUUUGCCAUUAGAAGAUACGAGGGGCAUCCAGGGGGGUGAGGGGGAGGCCUCAAAAUCUGCAAUAUUGGGGGAGGGGUUGAUGUGCAAAAGGAGCGGCGCGCGCCUGUCACAACCCGCUGCCCACCAUCUUGCAGACUUUGACCCAGACGUCCCAGAUCGAUCAAGUCAUUUCAAAAGAGUCACUCUAAAAAACAGCCCUUCAAAGGCUAAACCAGCAUCAAGAAUUCAGUGAGAUUUUACUCCUCUCUUCCAGGUUGCACAAAUAUUACAACUUAAGGAAGGAUCUGAUUCAAACUCUAGUAGAACUUCUACAGUCCUAUAAAAAUUGCCAAGUAAACCCAGACUACUAAUCCAUUCCUGUUUGUUUUAUAGUAAAGGAAGGACAGUUUGCUUUUCAACAUCAGCUAAAGCAAGUCUAACUGCUAAUGACCUCACGUCUUUUUGGGGGGUGGGGAGGCUGGGGCUUGGAGAAGAAAUGUACUUUAUGGGUUUAAGCAAGGACUUGUCAACGUGACUUCAUGGUAAGAUUAAGAGAGACAGUAAAGACCGGAUUUACUGUUUUCGAUGAUAAUGCAAGGUAGCUUGCCAGUGACUAGUCUUAGCAAGAUAUUACCAUUUUCUUUUUGUAUUCUUUCCAACCCAACAGAAUGCAGAAAAGAAAUGUUGAAGGACUCAGGACUUUAUUUGUAAGCCAUAUGGCUCUCUGAAAACUGAAUGGAGUGGGACCAAUUUGAUCUAGAUGGAGCAAUCCACAAAAGAAAGGCUGAGUCUGAAAAUGGGCCAGAUCAGGCCAGGGCGGCAGAGAA